This is a messenger RNA of Aspergillus chevalieri, 708 nucleotides long. Its product is annotated as malate dehydrogenase, cytoplasmic. The coding region runs from base 1 to 708 and encodes 235 amino acids. Gene Ontology annotation, cellular component: cytoplasm. Gene Ontology annotation, biological process: malate metabolic process; tricarboxylic acid cycle. The transcript has 5 exons. The record is from RefSeq and is a predicted model, not a curated record. Gene Ontology annotation, molecular function: L-malate dehydrogenase (NAD+) activity. Lineage: Eukaryota; Fungi; Ascomycota; Eurotiomycetes; Eurotiales; Aspergillaceae.
AUGGUCAAAGCUGCUGUUCUUGGUGCCUCGGGUGGCAUUGGCCAGCCCUUGUCUCUCCUCCUGAAGGCAUGCCCUCUCGUUGACGAGCUUGCUCUCUACGAUGUUGUCAACACCCCCGGUGUCACUGCUGAUCUCUCCCACAUCUCCUCCGUCGCUAAAAUCUCCGGUUACUUGCCUAAGGAAGACGGCUUGAAGCACGCUCUGACUGGCACUGAUGUCGUUGUCAUCCCUGCUGGCAUUCCCCGCAAACCUGGCAUGACCCGUGAUGACCUGUUCAAGGUUAACGCCGGCAUUGUCCGCGAUCUCGUCAAGGGCAUUGCCGAGUUCUCCCCCAAGGCUUUCGUUCUGAUCAUCUCCAACCCCGUCAACUCGACCGUCCCUAUUGCCGCUGAGGUGCUCAAAGCCGCUGGCGUCUUUGACCCUAAGCGCCUCUUCGGUGUGACCACCCUCGACGUUGUCCGCGCUGAGACCUUCGUCCAAGAAUACUCUGGCCAGAAGGACCCCUCCAAGGCCCAGAUCCCCGUUGUUGGUGGUCACUCUGGCGAGACCAUUGUUCCCCUCUUCAGCAAGGCUUCCCCCUCUCUGAACAUCCCCGCCGACAAGUAUGACGCUCUUGUCAACCGUAAGUCCCAACAUAUAGUUUUCUCUUCAAACUGCUUCGAUUUCAGAUCCGUUGAUAUGGUUUGCAGGUGUCCAAUUCGGUGGUGA